This is a messenger RNA of Andrographis paniculata, 1101 nucleotides long. RefSeq lists its product as uncharacterized. The coding region runs from base 291 to 872 and encodes 193 amino acids. Gene Ontology annotation, biological process: translation. The transcript is spliced from 3 exons. Gene Ontology annotation, molecular function: structural constituent of ribosome. The record is from RefSeq and is a predicted model, not a curated record. Gene Ontology annotation, cellular component: ribosome. NCBI's taxonomy places the organism in Eukaryota, Viridiplantae, Streptophyta, Magnoliopsida, Lamiales, Acanthaceae.
UACUAAACCGCAGCGUAGCCCCUUCCAUUCAAUUCCAAUCUCCAUCUUCAUCUCGCUUUCAUUUUCUCGAUCGAUCUCUCCUCCAGCGACAGUCCUCUACGACUUCAUCAUCAUCAUCAUCAUCAUCUCUUCCUAUUCCGGCUUCUUCGGAGGCCUGUCGGUUUCGAGCUAGGUUGUUCGAGUUCGAGGAGCAGGAGCAGAUAUAUUUCGAAGAAGAUAGUCGCAAACAUUUACUUUGCAUUUUCCUUUUGCAUAAAAGCUGCUGUCAAGCCAUCAUCUAUUCCUGGAUCAUGAAAAUAGCUAGACUCUAUCAAUUUGCUCGAGCCUGCCCGGCUAUUUGUGGAAGAACCAUCCUCUUGCAGUGUCGAUGGUUUCAACCUGAUUUUGUUCCAAGAGAUCCCACAGCCAAGCCAAAGAGAUACAAAUACCCUGCUUUCUACGAUCCGUAUGGGCCGAGACCGCCCCCUUCGGACAAGAUUGUCCAGCUUGCCGAAAAAAUUGCAUCUUUGCCUCCAGAAGAGCGAAUGCAGAUCGGUUCAGCUUUGCAGGCCAAGAUGAGUCUCCCGAAGUUGCAACGUAUUGACACCGAAGGUUUGGAUGUGGGUGCCCAAGCCGGGGCGCGUGCAGGGCCUGCGAAGACUGAGGAGAAGGCUGAGAAAACCACAUUUGAUGUUAAGCUGGAAAAGUUUGAUGCUGGCGUGAAGCUUAAGGUGAUCAAGGAAAUUCGGUCCUUUACAGAUCUUGGAUUGAAGGAGGCUAAAGAACUGGUUGAGAAAGCACCAGUCAUACUCAAGCAGCAGGUGACGAAAGAAGAGGCUAACAGCAUAAUCGAGAAGAUCAAGGCUGUCGGGGGAAUCGCAGUGAUGGAAUGAAUGGGGUAUGUGUUAGUCAAAAAUUAAGAUCACUUUGUAGUGCAAUUGUUAUAUGUUUCUUCUUAAUAAGAAAGAGAUAGUUUUGACAUCGAACAGAUGAAUUUUGCCUUGAGCUUGCUUGCAAGAUAGAUACACUUCCUUCAUGUUCUAAGUUAGAAUUGUUUUGAGUAUGUCAUGUUUCUAAAAGCAAUUUAUGUAAGGCAUCUGCAAAUUAACUUUUCACAAGAUA